ACAGCAACAAACAGCGUGCACGGCCGUCAGUGGUUUAACGGUGCAUCUUCGAAUUUCUUUAGUUUUAAAAGUGAUCCUUACAGAAAGUACCGGACUAAUCAUGAAAACCAACCCAAACAUCAAUCGUUCUCGUAAUGGUGCUGGGCAGGGAGGGGGCAAAAGCUUCCACAACAGAGAUAAGCCCAAAAACGAUCGGUUCUUCAAAAAGAAGUUCGACAAGCCAAAACGUGACGGAGGUCCCGCUGGUAAGCCAUGGAAACGUCCUGGUGGAGCUGGGGGUGGACGAGACGGAGGAGCUGACGAUUCUGGCAGAGUUGGCAAAUUCCAGCCCAGAGGGGGCAAACCGUUCCAACAAAGAAACAAACCAAGCCAAGGUAUGAGGCAACGAGGCGGUGGCGGCGGAGGUGCACAUCAUGGACAACGGCCACGUGGUGGGCCAGGGGGACACCAUCAACAGCGGCCACAGCAUCAUCAGGGGCAAAAUCUUCAGAGGCAGCAGCAUCAUCAGGGGCAUAAUCAACAGCAGCGGCAGCAGCACCAACAACGUCAGGGACAGAAUCAAGAGCACCGACAGCAGCAACAACAACAGCGUUCCAGUCCCAAUCUGGACGCACUGUUUACGGCAAAACCAGAGAAACUGGACUACUGUUUGGCCCCGGAACGAUUGGAAGCGCAAGCCCGUGCCAUCAAGAGAUACGAGAAGGAGGAUCGAGAGGAGGAACAUCAACGGAAGCAAAGCGAGAAGCAACGCAAGCACAAGAUGAUGACCAUGAAAACCAAGAAGGGCCAACCGGUGAUGCAAGGCCGAAUGGAGCUGUUGUACGAGAAGGUGCAGAAGAUGGUCGGCCAGGGUUAAGUACGGGUCUAGAGUUAUGGGAUUGGGCUUACGCCUAGUUUGUGCAUUCAUAGAUUGAUAAGAUUGAUGCCAAAUAAAGCAUUGCAGAGAUUUA
Molecule: messenger RNA, 950 nt
Organism: Aedes albopictus (Asian tiger mosquito)
Lineage: Eukaryota; Metazoa; Arthropoda; Insecta; Diptera; Culicidae
Product: G-box-binding factor
Exons: 1
Coding region: 101-856 (251 amino acids)
Source: RefSeq, a predicted model, not a curated record